This is a messenger RNA of Alligator sinensis (Chinese alligator), 3347 nucleotides long. RefSeq names its product gap junction protein alpha 1 (gene GJA1). Lineage: Eukaryota; Metazoa; Chordata; Crocodylia; Alligatoridae. Gene Ontology annotation, molecular function: transmembrane transporter activity. The transcript has 2 exons. Gene Ontology annotation, biological process: cell-cell signaling; heart development. Gene Ontology annotation, cellular component: connexin complex. The record is from RefSeq and is a predicted model, not a curated record. Bases 249 to 1394 code for a protein of 381 amino acids.
GGCUUGAAAACUUGUUAAAAGCUCUCCCAGUGUUUCAAGUUAGAAAAAAACUUUUUUUACGAGGUAUCAGCACUUUUCUUUCAUUAGUGGGGAAGGAAGGAUGAAAAAUACAAACCAGCAGUAGACUUUUAAAGUUUAAAUAGACAAGUCUGAGAGUCUGAACUUCUCUUCCAUUUUACGUUUACCCUCCAAAGAGGCACUUGUUCGCCUGCUUCACUGCUGAUCAGCAAGGCAAGCAUCCAGUGAAGAUGGGUGACUGGAGUGCCCUAGGAAAACUUCUUGACAAAGUUCAAGCCUAUUCUACUGCAGGAGGGAAAGUAUGGCUCUCUGUCCUCUUCAUUUUCCGAAUCUUGUUGCUGGGGACAGCAGUUGAAUCUGCCUGGGGAGAUGAGCAGUCUGCUUUUCGGUGUAACACUCAGCAACCCGGUUGUGAAAAUGUCUGCUAUGACAAGUCCUUUCCCAUCUCCCAUGUCCGCUUCUGGGUUCUGCAGAUAAUAUUUGUGUCUGUGCCUACCCUCUUGUAUCUGGCACACGUAUUCUAUGUGAUGCGGAAAGAAGAGAAACUAAGCAAGAGAGAAGAAGAGCUUAAGGUUGUCCGAAAUGAUGGUGGGAAUGUGGAAAUGCACCUAAAACAAAUAGAAAUGAAGAAAUUCAAGUAUGGGAUUGAAGAGCAUGGCAAAGUUAAAAUGCGUGGGGGACUGCUCCGUACUUAUGUCAUCAGCAUCCUCUUUAAAUCUGUCUUUGAAGUGGCCUUCUUGCUGAUACAAUGGUAUGUCUAUGGGUUUAGCCUGAAUGCCAUUUACACCUGUGAGCGAGAUCCAUGCCCCCACAGAGUAGACUGCUUCCUUUCCCGUCCAACCGAGAAAACCAUCUUCAUUAUCUUCAUGCUGGUAGUGUCUUUAGUAUCACUUGCCUUGAACAUCAUUGAGCUUUUCUAUGUAUUCUUCAAGGGCGUCAAGGAUCGUGUGAAAGGAAAACCUGAUCCUUACUCUCCCACCAGUACCAUGAGUCCCUCCAAGGAGUGUGGAUCCCCAAAGUAUGCGUAUUUCAAUGGCUGUUCCUCACCAACUGCUCCCUUGUCACCCAUGUCUCCCCCAGGGUACAAGCUUGUUACUGGAGAAAGGAAUAAUUCUUCCUGUCGUAACUACAACAAGCAGGCCAGUGAACAAAACUGGGCAAAUUACAGUGCAGAGCAGAAUAGGAUGGGACAGGCUGGCAGCACCAUCUCCAACUCUCAUGCCCAGCCCUUCGACUUCCCUGAUGAUCAUCAGAACACUAAAAAACUGACAUCUGGGCAUGAGCUGCAGCCUCUCACCACUGUGGACCAAAGGCCACCUAGCAGAGCCAGCAGCAGAGCCAGUAGCAGGCCUAGACCUGAUGACCUGGAGAUCUAAGCUUCCUAGCUGCAGUACUUCUCAACUAUGAAAUGAUAUGCAUUGGAAGAUGCAUGCAGUAUUCAUUUUGUUCCAGUGGAGGUGGUACUUAACAAGUCUCAACCAGGAGAUUUUAACAAACAUAAAAAAACUUUCAAAAUACUUGCUGUUUUCUGGGGAAGUGGGGUUGGUGUGGGGUGGUACAGUACCUUAGUAUUUAAAGUAGCUGAUUUAAAGAAUUUAAAUGCUUAAAAAAGACCAAAAAAAAAGUAAACAAGUUGUAGCCCAUACUAAGGUAGGAUUUUUUGUUGUUUCCCCCCCCACCCCAAAAACAGCUGUAAAUAUCUGUGUGUGCGUGUGUGUAUGCGUUUGUAUGUAUAACAUGUUUAUUUCUAAAGAGUCUUCUGUUAUACUAACACAAGUUGGUAUCAUGUUUGUUGGGAUGAAAUGCUGCCUGAAGAUGAAAACAUUUUUUCCUGUUGAACAAAUGUAAGACCCGGGAUUGUCUUUGGAUCAUUUCCCCAUCAAGAACAUUCCAUUAUUAAAAUUUGCACUUGGUAGGUUAACUUCUCGGUAUAGCUGUCUAGGUGUUUUUAAAAGACUCAUGCAAGGAUAAUCUACAUUCUUUGAAACAAUCAACUAAGAUUUCAAACAGGCCCACCAAAAAUCCUUUGGUCAGAUGCUUCUCAAUCCUUCAAACAGGUAGAUUUUGUUGUGUGUGUAGACUGGAUGUUCUUCAUAUCCACAUACAUAUUCCUAUAGUAUCAUCCACAUUCUGCUUCCUACAGCAAUAUUCACUUUCUGCUACUCACAUAAAAGUGCAUUUAGCACGAGGAGGAAAUAAACAAACAAACCAGUUUACUGCCACUUGCAGAUUUAAGAGUUGAAGUCAGAUAAUCAGAUCACUUGUGGUUAACUCUAUCACACAUUGUGUAUUUGGGGUGUCUUUGAAUUAUGUAUGUGGGAGAGCUUAGGGCGGUACACAGAUAUAUGAUGCAUACUUGCAAGCAUACAUUGAGGAACACACACAGAGGACACACUUACAGUUUUCCAAUUUUUUCAUGGAACUUGUGAAGGUAUGGGCCACUAUGGUGUUUACAUUAUCUAUUUCCAGCAGUGCAAGAAAGCACAUCAGAGGGUUUUUUGUUGUUGUUCCAUAUCAUAUUUUUCAUGUAUCUUCUGAUGGAUACUAUUAUUUUGUUAAAUAUGGAUAACACUUUUUUUAAAGAGUUGAAUCCUGGCCGUCUUGCUCUGAAAAAAUUCCCACUGAAACUUAAUGGAAGUUUUUCCUGAACAAUGACUGUAGGAUCAAAUCCAAAAAGUAGCAAUGAUGCUCUUGCUGGCAUGAAUAACUUUCCUUUGUAGAAAUUAGGAAUGGAAAAGACCAUUAGGUGAUCUAGCUGAUCUCCCUGAUAUGUAAUAAUUGAUGCUUGAAUUAUAGAAGUUGUAGUACUGUAAGCAAGCUUUAGUCUUUAAUGUGAGAAAAUUAGAAAAUGCUUUGAGCUCAAUUAAUUAUAAAAUAUGCCUACAUUAAUUUUGCAGUAACUGGUAUUUUUCUUUAACUACAUGUCCAUGUUUACUCAAUUAUAGUAUUACGGUCCAAUCCAAUUUUGACAGUUAAAUCUUUCUGGAUGCCUUCAGCAUUUUCCAUGUUUGCACUUAGAUUAUGUUUGGAAUGCAAGUGAAGCUGAAAGGGUUUUUCAAGAAUACAAUAUUAACUAAUUUAUUUGAAAGGUAUGCUAAAGAAAUCUACCCGUUUCUUCAGCCACAUUGCCUCUUAGUUCAACACAGGUCAACCAAGAAAAUACAUACCUUGGUUUCAUUUUACAACACCACAGAUUAAUGGUUUCAUAUAAUACAGUACUUUAAUUUGUUUGACAUUCCAUGUUAAAUUACUGUCAUGCAUGCAGCCAUAGUCCAUCAGAUCAUGUUGUCUGGAGAGCAGUAGUCAAUAAAGUUUUAAUUUAGUAUAAA